AUGGCCGCCUUGCCGUUCAGCCACAGCGCUGGGCCUGGAGCCUCGCUCUUGGGCCUGAGCCGCUGUGUCCUGCUGCUGCUGCCGCUGCUGACCUCGGGUUAUAAAGAAAACACUUCCAUACCAGUUUGCGGCAGACCCUGGUGGUCCGAGGAUUUGGAAGUGACCCGCCACUGGCCCUGGGAGGUGAGCCUCCGGCUAGAGAAUGAACACGUAUGUGGAGGGGCCCUCAUUGAACUCAACUGGGUGGUCACUGCUGCCCACUGCAUCCAAGGCACCAAAGAGUACUCAGUGAUCCUGGGCACCUCCAAGCUGAAGCCCCUGCAGGCUUCCUUGAUCCCCGUGAAGGACAUCAUCCUGCACCCCAAGUUCUGGGGCCGGACCUUCAUCAUGGGGGAUAUGGCCCUUCUCCAGCUUCACAGCCCCGCCACCUUCAGCAAGUAUGUACAGCCCAUCUGCCUCCCGGAGCCCAGCUACAACCUGAAGGUGGGGACCCAGUGCUGGGUAACUGGCUGGGGCCAGGUCAAACAGCGCUUCUCAGCUAACUCCACACUGACCACGGAGCUGCAGGAGGCUGAGGUGUUCAUCAUGGACAACAAGAAGUGUGACCAGAUUUACCGCAAGAAGUCCUUCCUCCCCCACCUUGUCCCCCUUGUCCUGGGGGACAUGAUCUGUGCCACCAACUACGGAGAGAACUUGUGCUCUGGGGAUUCUGGCGGCCCACUCGCUUGCGAAGUCGAGGGCAGAUGGAUUCUGGCUGGGGUGUUGUCCUGGGAAAAGGCCUGUGCCAAAGCGGAGAACCCAGGCGUGUACACCCGCGUCACCAAAUACAGCAAAUGGAUCAGGAAGCAAAUAGGCAGUGAGGCUCUCUCAGGCCCCCCAGCCUCUGCCUGGCUCCUACUCCUGCUCUGGCUGCUGCAGCCCCAGAUGGGUCCUUAG
This is a messenger RNA of Neogale vison (American mink), 936 nucleotides long. RefSeq names its product putative serine protease 45. Gene Ontology annotation, biological process: proteolysis. Gene Ontology annotation, molecular function: serine-type endopeptidase activity. The record is from RefSeq and is a predicted model, not a curated record. NCBI's taxonomy places the organism in Eukaryota, Metazoa, Chordata, Mammalia, Carnivora, Mustelidae. Bases 1 to 936 code for a protein of 311 amino acids. The transcript is spliced from 6 exons.